AUGAAGACCGUUCCGUUUUUUGUGCUGCUGGUGUGCCUUCUGAGCUUCACCAACGCCGAGUCUCAGUCAAUUCGCAAGUUGCAACCUCCGGUUGAAUUUCUAGGCGAGAAUCCAGAACCUUUGUUUGGAGUGUAUCCUCUGAAAAUGUGUCAAGGAGAUUGCGAUAAGAAUGAACACUGUGACACAGGACUUGUGUGCAUGAUGUACAGAAAAGCCUAUGAGGCGGUUCCAGGAUGCGCAGGAGGUGAAAGCGAUGGAACCACAGCAAGCUACUGCAUACAAGAUACGGAACGGGAGCGCAACUCAGCCAACAAUGGAGCAGAAGUGGUUUCUGUCAACGUCAAGCCCGCUGAGGGGGAUCAGGAGAAACAAACAGCAGCUGCUGCCGCGGCCGAGUCAGAAAAUUCGGAGUCGAGUGCAUCGUCAAACACAAUCAUUGUUGGUCUCGCGUCAUUUGCUUUGGUGAUGGGACUACUGUACUAG
Molecule: messenger RNA, 483 nt
Organism: Seminavis robusta
Lineage: Eukaryota; Bacillariophyta; Bacillariophyceae; Naviculales; Naviculaceae
Source: the annotation of a GenBank genome assembly